CGUAGCAAACAAUCCAAUCCAAAUUCCAAAAUCCGACGUCGCAAAUCACUAAAUCCACUCUCGUUUUCGGCAAUCCAGAUCGUCCAUGGACAUCUGGAACCGAGCUCGCUCCUUCGCCGAGGAAGCGGCCAAGAAAUCGCACGAGCUCAGGCAGUCCAUCGCCGCCGCCAACCUCUCCGACGUCGUCUCCGAGGCCUCCAAGCGCUCCAAGGAGCUCGCCGAUCAGAUCACCGCUCAGAUUCCCCCCGCCGCCGUUGCCAACCUCUCCGACGUCGUCUCCGAGGCCUCCAAGCGAUCCAAGGAGCUCGCAGCCGAGGCUCUCAAGCGCGCCGAUCAGAUCACUGCUCAGAUUCCGCCCGCCGCCGCCGCCAUUACCAAUCUCGUCGACUCCAAGCCCCGCAUUGACGACGAUGACGCCGAUCUCGAAAAGUAUGGGGUCACUGAUGAGCUGAGGGACUUUGUCAAGGAAAUUACCAUUAACACCUUCCAGGAUUUCCCGCUAGAAGAUGACUCAGGGGAGUCUGAUGUUCCUAUGGUUUCAAAUAUCCGACAGGAUCUGACUGAGUGGCAAGAAAAGCAUGCGAAGCUUGUUCUAGUAACUGUGAAGGAAGUUUCAAAGCUAAGGUAUCAGCUGUGCCCACGAGUGAUGAAAGAAAGGAAAUUCUGGAGAAUCUACUUCAUUCUAGUUAAGAGCCAUGUUGCUCCAUAUGAAUUACUCUACAUGGAUGAUGUAAAGAAUAAAACUGCUGAAAAGGUGAAAGAUACUGAAGUGAAGAAAGUUUCAUCAGGUGUAACAUCUCCUGAAAAAGCAGAUGAGAUUACAAAACCCAAAAGCAAUAAUACAGAGAAAAAAGCUUAUGAGCAAGAUUUAGAUGCGUUUCUUCUUGGAGACCUUGAGGAUGGUGAUGAUGGUCAAGAUGAUGGAGACAAUGGCUUCGAUGACGAUUUUUGACUGGAUAUAGCUUGACCCAUUCAAUUGACGAUGAGUGGCCUAGUCUCACAGGAAAAUGAGAAAAGAUGGCCUAAUGCCAAGCAGGUUAGCGGACGAGAUGAUCGUAUUUUUGAGGUUCAGAAAAGAGCAGUGUUUGUGUUAUGAAGAUAGGCAUCACUGCACCAGGAUGCUGCAAAUUAGCUACAUAACAAUACAAUUAGCAAUCGUAAAUUCUGUCUUCUCUUGUUAUAUGGGUGAAGGGACUUAAGCCCCCAUCAUACUGUUGUUUGUUUCUAUUUUUCUAUUGUUAAUAUUGUCCAAAUUAUCCGAAAUCAUCUUUCAUCCUUA
This is a messenger RNA of Salvia hispanica, 1279 nucleotides long. RefSeq lists its product as uncharacterized. The record is from RefSeq and is a predicted model, not a curated record. NCBI's taxonomy places the organism in Eukaryota, Viridiplantae, Streptophyta, Magnoliopsida, Lamiales, Lamiaceae.